Miscanthus lutarioriparius is the source of this 252-nucleotide messenger RNA. The record is from the annotation of a GenBank genome assembly. Lineage: Eukaryota; Viridiplantae; Streptophyta; Magnoliopsida; Poales; Poaceae.
AUGGCAUCCUCCACUAAAACCUCCCGUCUGCUCGCGACCUUGUGGCUCACGCUACUGCUGGUCGUAUCCACGGAGAAGUUAUCGGUGGACCGGGCGCAAUUGGUAUUGGCGUUCCGCCUCCGCCUCCGAACGGAAAGGCCUCACGUCCCUGAUGGCUGCAUCGAUCACGUUCUACUUGGAAGAAAACGCUGUCAGGACGACGCAAAUGGACAAUAUGGCUCCAGGACAAACCAUAAAAAAUGUGCUAAUUAA